AUGUCGGACCUUCGCGGUUGGAUCUCCGACAACCUCCUCAAACUUUCCGGCGCCGCUGACUCCACUAUCAUCGACUUCGUCCUCGCCACUGCUUCGUCUUCCAAGUCUUCGAACGCCCUUGCCGACAAACUAUCAAGCUUUAUCGAUGGCGAUACAUCAUCGACGCGCGAUUUCGCGGAGGAACUGUACCGAAGGUCAGGGAAGAAGGGUAAUGGUGCUCUAGUGGCUAGUAAUGGAGCUUCGGCGCCUGUAAAGAAGGUGGAAAAGAAGAAGUACGGGUUCGUGACGAUGGAAGAUGAUGAUGAACCGAUGAGUAUGCCGCCGCCUCCGGCGCCGAGGGAGAGGGGAGACAGGAGUCGGGAUAAAGAUAGGAAGAAGAGGGAUGGCGAUGAGAAGCAGAGUGGGAGAGAUAAAGAACGGGAGCGGGAACGGGAACGGGAUCGCGACAGGGAAAGGGGGCAGGAUAGGGAUAAGGGCAAGGACAAAGAUAGGAGGACACGGAAAUCCCGACGGAGGGAUGAAGAUGAGGAUUUGUGGGGGGAUGUGGAGGUGGAUCCUGAGGAUUAUCCUGAGGAAGAGUACGAAAUGCCUCCAUCGAAACGGCCACGGAUAGAAGACGGCGACGAAGGCGAGCCCGGAAUACAAGAAGAGGAACUGAAUGAAGAAGAAAAGGCAGAGCUUAAACGACUCCAGGACUUAGAAGAGCGCGACGAAUUUGCGGAACGAUUGAAGAAGAAAGAUAAGGACAGGACGAACAAACUAGUUGAGGAUCGGUCUUCGACAAAAGAGGGCAGGGAAACUGCGGAAAGGCGGCGUCUAGCAGACGAUCCUGCUGCGAGGCAAGCUGCUGUCAGUGAUCUACGAUUACGGUCACGACAGAGCUAUCUCCAAAAACGUGAGAUCGAGCAAGUUGCUCUCUUGCGGAAGCGGGUCGCUGAAGAGCAGCAAGAGCUACGUGAAAACCCCAGCCUAUCGCAGAGAGAAAAGGCCGAGUUCGAGAAGAAUAGGAAGCUUUUGGAAGCCCAUGAGGCUCGAGCACGCAUAGACGACCACCGUGAUGGGUACGCACUACCCGAAGACUACAUCACGGAGAAAGGCAAAAUCGAUAGAAAGCGUAAAGAAGAGGCUCUCUAUAAACGUUACGUGGAUCGGGACGAGACCGGGCAUGAACGAUUCGUUACGGAGCAUGAGGAAUGGGAGCGCGAGCAGACAGCGAAGGCCAAAGCACAAGUCAAUCGGAGUGAGCGAGAAGACGAUGGAAAUUACGAAUAUGUUUUCGACGAUACCCAAAAGAUCAAUUUCCUCAUGGAGAAUACCCAGGCUGGCACUCCUGCCUCGAAAGAGCAGCGGUUCAUCGAAGAGCAGCUUAAAGCAGCUGAGAAGAAGGCGCUUAGUAUGGAAGAAACGAGAAAGUCGUUACCGAUCUAUGCCUUUAGGGAUGACCUGUUAGCUGCGCUUGAGCAAUACCAGGUGCUCAUCAUUGUGGGAGAGACCGGCUCUGGAAAGACCACACAGAUCCCACAGUAUCUCCACGAAGCUGGGUAUACAAAAAAUGGCCAAAAGGUUGGGUGUACCCAACCCCGUCGUGUCGCUGCCAUGUCCGUCGCUGCUCGUGUAGCAGACGAGAUGGGAGUCAAGGUUGGCAAGGAAGUUGGCUACUCGAUUCGUUUCGAAGAUCAGACCAGUGAUAAGACAGUCUUGAAGUACAUGACUGAUGGCAUGUUGCUCCGAGAAUUCCUGACGGAACCUGAUCUGGGUGGUUACUCAGCUUUGAUGAUCGACGAGGCCCACGAACGUACUCUCCACACCGAUAUCCUGUUUGGCCUAGUAAAGGACAUUGCCAGAUUUCGCCCGGAGCUGAAACUACUGAUUUCCAGUGCUACUAUGGAUGCUCAGAAGUUUGCGGCAUAUUUUGAUGAUGCACCGAUCUUUAACAUCCCAGGAAGAAGAUACCCUGUUGACAUUCACUACACAUCUCAGCCAGAAGCCAAUUACCUUCACGCAGCAAUCACCACUAUCUUCCAGAUUCACAUUUCUGCGCCUAAAGGUGACAUCCUUGUAUUCUUAACUGGUCAGGAUGAAAUCGAAGCAGCUCAACAGAACCUCGAAGAAACGGCCCGAAAAUUGGGUAGCAAAAUUAGAGAGUUGAUAGUGGCGCCCAUCUACGCUAAUCUCCCCUCCGAACUCCAAUCCAAGAUCUUCGAACCAACCCCAGAGAAUGCCCGGAAAGUCGUAUUAGCCACUAAUAUCGCCGAAACCUCGAUUACAAUCGACGGUAUAGUCUAUGUCAUAGAUCCGGGCUUCGUUAAAGAAAAUGUUUACAACCCUAAAAGCGGCAUGGAGUCGCUUGUUGUUACACCUUGCUCCCGUGCCUCCGCAAACCAACGAAGCGGUCGUGCGGGUCGUGUCGGACCGGGCAAAUGUUUUAGAUUGUAUACCAAGUGGGCGUAUUACAAUGAGUUGGAGGAGAAUACGACACCAGAGAUCCAGCGGACGAACCUCAACAGCGUUGUGUUAUUGCUGAAAAGUUUGGGGAUCAACGAUUUGAUUGGGUUCGAUUUUAUGGAUCCACCGCCUGCGGAGACGCUUAUUCGUGCACUAGAACAGCUAUAUGCUCUAGGUGCAUUAAACGACAAAGGAGAGCUCACGAAAGUUGGUCGACAGAUGGCAGAAUUCCCGACUGACCCGAUGCUUGCCAAGGCAAUCCUAGCGGCGGACAAGUAUGGCUGCGUUGAAGAAGUCCUAUCAGUUAUCUCCAUGCUGGGUGAAGCAUCCGCUCUCUUCUAUCGACCGAAGGACAAGAAGCUAUAUGCGGAUCAAGCAAGGAACCGGUUCACAAACAAACAAGGAGGCGACCACCUAACUCUCCUGAACAUUUGGAACCAAUGGGUUGAUACCGAUUUUUCAUACGUCUGGGCCCGUGAGAAUUACCUUCAACACCGCUCACUUACCCGUGCGCGCGAUGUUCGAGACCAACUUUCCAGGCUGUGCGAUCGAGUUGAAGUUACGCUUUCGUCAUGCGGGAGCUCCGAUGUUGUACCCAUUCAAAAGGCUAUAACCGCUGGGUUCUUCCCUAAUGCCUCGCGGCUACAGCGCGGCGGAGACAGUUACCGGACGGUGAAGAAUGCACAAACGGUGUAUAUUCAUCCCAGUUCGACGUUAUUUGAGGUCAAUCCCAAGUGGGUUAUCUAUUAUGAAUUGGUGUUGACGAGUAAGGAAUUUAUGAGGAACGUGCUGCCUUUGCAGCCGGAGUGGUUGGUCGAGGUCGCACCGCACUAUCAUAAGAAAAAGGAUUUGGACACUUUAGGUAUUGAUAAGAAGAUGCCGAAACAGCAGGCACAGCAACAGCAGCAGCAGAAAGCAUAG
Molecule: messenger RNA, 3366 nt
Organism: Orbilia oligospora ATCC 24927
Lineage: Eukaryota; Fungi; Ascomycota; Orbiliomycetes; Orbiliales; Orbiliaceae
Exons: 2
Coding region: 1-3366 (1121 amino acids)
Cellular component (GO): intracellular anatomical structure; catalytic step 2 spliceosome
Molecular function (GO): ATP binding; RNA binding
Source: RefSeq, a predicted model, not a curated record